CAAAGAAACGUGGUCUGAUCGACGCAUGCAAAUAAAUGCGAAUUGUGACGCUUGCCUCCCUGCUCAAAACAUGCAACGGCCAACCCAAUUUUCUGAUCAAAAGACCGAAGAUUUGACGUACAACGAGUACUAAAAUUGCGGCAGUCGGGGACACUUCUCUCCGUUUGCCGGCGUAAAUGCGGCUGAAAUUUGUACGAAUGGCGGUGUGGUAGCUCAUUAGCGUGUACUAGUCACGUGUACCAGUACAUUUCCCGCCCCGCCCCGAACCUCGUUUCGCCCAUCUCUCCCCUACAUAAAUAUAAUUCUUCCGCAUCUUGAUUAUAACUCGCUUCAUGAUAAUUAUCUCCGUACGAAUCGUUUAGUGCCAACGCGAAGAAUACGGCGGAAGGUCGCAAUAUCGUUGUCACUCCGCCGGAGUUGAUUCGAUUUUGUUUUGAAAAGCUCAUCGGUUUGUGCGGAUCUGAUACGACCGAUCCGAAAAAACCGAUCGGAAAAAUCGUUAGUUUUAAUUCGACUGAAUGGCGGUCAGUGUUCACGUUGAGGCAGGGUCUAGGACACCUGAAGAUGACCGGAGUACGGAAACCCCCGUAGACUUUGAGGCUGCGGUGUCAGCGACCGGCUACGGACUUUUUAACGUGCUCCUUCUUCUCGCGGCAAUACCGGCCGGAUGGACGGUUGUUUUUGACACGUCGACGAUAGCUUUUGUAAUUCCAUCGGCCGAGUGCGAGCUUGACUUGACACUUUUUAGGAAAGGAACCCUCGCCGCCGUCACCUUUGGAGGAAUGAUAUGCACGGCUUUCUUCUGGGGUUAUAUAGCGGAUCAAGUAGGAAGAAGGCACCUUUUACUUUUCGGUCUCAUAUUAGACGCCACUUGCAAUAUAUUUGGCAGCGCGUCUCAGAGUUACUACAUUUACUUGGCGUUUAAAUUCGUCAGCGGUGUAAUCAUCGGAGGUCCCUUCGCUAUCCUGAUGACGUACAUCGCCGAAUUCCAUGCCGAGCGACACCGCAGCAAAGUUCUAAUGUGGACCGGGUCGCUUUUUGCUGUGGGAAACAUCGCUGUACCAGCGCUUGCGAGGGCUGUUCUUCCGCUACCUUGGUCGUUUUCCUUGUUUGAUAAUUUGUUCGUUUUUGAUUCUUGGAGGAUAUUUUUGAUUAUAUCCGGACUACCACCUUUGAUCGGUUUCCUGACUAUCGGCUUUUUGCCGGAAAGUCCAAAGUUUCUAAUGACCAACGGUAACUCGUCGGAAGCGCUCAAAAUAUUUAGAAAAAUGUACUCGAUGAAUACUGGAAAAUCGGCGGACACUUAUCCGGUCAAAGCUUUGCAGCUUCAAGAACGUUACGUUCAGAAGCGUAACGCCUCUGUGCAUUCCGGAAUUUCGUCAAAUCCCAACGAUCCACAGAAGGUAGUUUUUUCCAAACGAAAGUCGAUGUUUUCAACGCCCUAUAUCAUUUCCAUAUUCAUAGUGAACGUAGUUCUCUUCGCUAGCACGUCGGGGAUGCAAAUAAUGAAAUCUUGGCUGCCCCAGCUGAUCGUUAUUCUGAACAACUUUGACCCCAAGGAAUCUGAAGGCUUGUUCAGUUCUCCGUCAAUUUGCGAGAAACUGAACGCGGACGCUAUCGAAGCUUUCAGAACCGAGACCGCCGUAGCGAACAAAAAUCUCACGAAGGGUUGCGUUCCGAUGGCCGUUUCGCCGACCGUCUACACGAACGCAACGAUAAUCGCGGCGUCCGCUGUCCUGGGAUCAUUUUUGGCCGGAUUCAUCAUCAACAAGGUUGGGAAGAAAAAUAUAUUGUUCAUAUGUCUGGUGGCAGCCGGUGCCUGUAACUUUGCUCUGAACUGGUCGCCGACGACAAAAGUUUUUUUGAUCCUCUGUUCGGCUAUCAUAGCGCUCACGGGGAUAUCCACGAACGCUAUAACCGCGAUGAUCGUUGAAGUGGUGCCCACAAAUCUCAGAGCGACGGCGGUGAGCAUAUCCGUGAUGACUGGUAGACUGGGGGCAGUGACUGGAAAUUUGUUGUUUCCAAUCCUGCUUAACUUGACUUGUGACGCCCCGUUUUACUACAUCGGUGGAUUUCUCACGUUGGCGUUCGUUGUGACGAUAUUCCUGAAAAAACAUUCCGGAAAAUUAGAAUAACAACUUGACUAAUUUAUAAUCUUAGAUAUUAAUUCGAUAUACUUAAAUGAGAAAUGUAAUUAUUGACGAGUCCAACCGAUCUAGUAUUAAAUAAAGUUAAAAGAGCAAAAAGAAAAAAAAAAAAAAACAUCGAGGCAAAGAACGGGAAAACAAAUUGUAAAAUAAAAGACAGUAUUACACUUAAGUAUCUACAAAUAACAUGGCUAUAAUUAUACUCGCAUGUAUAGUACCAUUGUAUACGCAGCAGGUGUAAAUAAAUUAAUUUUUAUGUACAAGAAA
Molecule: messenger RNA, 2414 nt
Organism: Athalia rosae (coleseed sawfly)
Lineage: Eukaryota; Metazoa; Arthropoda; Insecta; Hymenoptera; Athaliidae
Product: synaptic vesicle glycoprotein 2B-like
Exons: 12
Coding region: 519-2135 (538 amino acids)
Biological process (GO): transmembrane transport
Cellular component (GO): membrane
Molecular function (GO): transmembrane transporter activity
Source: RefSeq, a predicted model, not a curated record